Messenger RNA from Priapulus caudatus, 531 nucleotides. RefSeq names its product glycine-rich cell wall structural protein 1.8-like. The transcript has 2 exons. The record is from RefSeq and is a predicted model, not a curated record. The coding region runs from base 1 to 531 and encodes 176 amino acids. NCBI's taxonomy places the organism in Eukaryota, Metazoa, Priapulida, Priapulimorpha, Priapulimorphida, Priapulidae.
AUGGCAUGUGCCAGCGGGUAUUUCCAGCCGGGCUACGGCCGGGCUCGUCGUCACGGAGGCGCUUAUGACGCUACGGGCGGUCACAGUAUCGGCUCGAUCAGUGAUGCGGGCAGCUAUAGCCGCGGCGCUGCGUUUGGGGCCGGCGGAACAGGAGCGUAUUCUCGCAAGGGCCACAGCUACGGGCACGGACACGAGGACGGCUACGGCAACCGGUGGGGAGAUGGACACGCCAACGGCUACAAGGAAGGUCAGGGCAACGAGCACGGCGACCAGAGCGGUCAUGGUCACGGCAUCAACUGGGGCUACGCGGACGGAAACGGUCACGGCGUGCAUGACGGCCAGCAUUACGACCACUCGCGCGGAAACCUUUGGCGUCACGGCUCAAAGUCGGUCGGCGAUCGAUCGGGCUCUCUCGGCAACAUCGGCAACUUCGUGAACGACCUAGGCACGAUCGGCAGCAUAGGACACCUGGGCAACAUAGACGAGUACGCGGGCGGAGGCUCCGGUAUACACAACAGCUACCGCUACUAG